Messenger RNA from Arabidopsis arenosa, 1228 nucleotides. Lineage: Eukaryota; Viridiplantae; Streptophyta; Magnoliopsida; Brassicales; Brassicaceae. The record is from the annotation of a GenBank genome assembly.
AAUCACACACUGUGUGUGAAGAAGAAGAAGAAGAAGAACACAAAAUCCUCAGGAGAGAAAUGCUAAGUUUGAAUCUCUCCGAGUCGCUUCGCAUUCCAUUCCAAAACCCUAGGCCUCCCAAAUCCGAUUCGUCUUCUUCUUCUUCUCCUCCUUCCUCAUCGUCGAGGAGAUGCGUCUCCGCUUGUCCAAUUCCGAUCGGGUUUUCGGUUCGUGAUCGAUACUUCUCUAGAUGUUUGAGUCAAUUGCGCCGAAAUGAAUCUCAGCAGCUUGAAUUUCGAUGUUUCCGACGAAAUGAUGCCGCUUGUUACCUCGAGAAAGCUGAAUCUGAAGAAAAAGAUAGAAAUCUUGAUGUUUUGGUUGAGUCAUCGGUAGCUCACUCAAGAAGAGAGACUCUGAGGGUUCUUAAGUUCUUGGCGGUAUCAGGUUCGGUUGCAUUACUCGGCAAUGAUCCAGCUUUUGCGGCUUCGUCAAUUGCCAAUGGGACGCAGUCACUUGUCACAUCUCUUGGAGACCUUGGAGAUAUUAGCUCAGGUUUUGCUUCGGCGUUCUUGCUUAUCUUUUUCUCUGAACUUGGAGACAAGACUUUCUUCAUUGCGGCUCUUUUAGCAGCAAGGAACUCUGCUGUUACCGUAUUCGUGGGGACUUUUGGCGCCCUAGGGAUAAUGACGAUUAUAUCUGUAGUGCUUGGACGUACUUUCCACUACGUCGAUGAAGUUCUUCCAUUCAGGUUUGGUGAAACCGAUUUGCCUAUAGAUGAUAUUGCAGCAGUUUGUCUUCUGGUUUACUUCGGUGUUUCAACGUUAUUAGACGCUGUUUCAGACGAGGGUAAAGCUGAAGAAGAACAGAAAGAAGCAGAACUAGCGGUUUCAGAGCUUUCAGGUAGUGGAGCCGGGAUAGUAGCAGCCGCGAACACUAUCAUCAGCACUUUCGCAUUGGUUUUUGUUGCGGAAUGGGGUGACAAAUCCUUCUUCUCAACAAUUGCUCUUGCGGCUGCAUCAUCGCCAUUGGGUGUCAUCGCUGGAGCAUUGGCGGGUCACGGUGCUGCGACUCUGCUUGCGGUAUUGGGAGGUUCUUUGCUCGGAAAUUUCUUAUCAGAGAAGGCUAUUGCUUAUGUCGGAGGAGUUCUGUUUCUCGUGUUUGCUGCUGUGACGGUGGCUGAGAUCGUUACGUAAGUACCGAAAAAUAUUUUUUCUUUGCCUUCUUGUAUAAACAAAUUCAAGUUUAAUUU